Molecule: messenger RNA, 789 nt
Organism: Punica granatum (pomegranate)
Lineage: Eukaryota; Viridiplantae; Streptophyta; Magnoliopsida; Myrtales; Lythraceae
Source: RefSeq, a predicted model, not a curated record
CUUUAUCCCACAAAAAUCUCCGACCACUGCUCUGCCCUGAUCUCCCUCUCUUCUUCUUCUUCAGAAAAAAGAACGAACGAACCAAUCCAUCUCUCUCACAGACCAUAUUGCUGUCUCCAUUCUUCUCCCUGCAGAUCUCUCUCGAUCAAGAUCAUCAUCUCCCUUUCUUGUAGACAGCAAUGGCAAACUCGGCUUCUGGCAUGGCCGUGAGCGAUGAAUGCAAGCUUAAAUUCAUGGAGCUUAAGGCGAAGAGAAACUACCGGUUCAUCAUGUUCAAGAUUGACGAGAAGAUCCUAGAAGUGGUUGUCGAGAAGGCUGGGGGUCACGACGAGACCUAUGACGAUUUCACUGCAUCCUUUCCUGCCAAUGAGUGCCGAUAUGCUGUCUUAGACUUUGACUUCACAACCAUCGAGAACUGCCAGAAAAGCAAGAUCUUCUUCAUCGCAUGGUCGCCUGAUCCAGCGAGGAUCAGGAGUAAGAUGCUCUACGCGAGCUCAAAGGACAGGUUCAAGAGAGAAUUGGACGGCAUUCAAGUUGAGUUGCAAGCUACGGAUCCGAGCGAGAUGAGCCUUGAUGUCAUUAGAGGGCGAGCUUUCUAAUGAAUUAAUUAAUUUCUAAGAUUUCAGGAUUUGCUUAUACUCAUCUAUUCUUUUCUGGUUCACCUGCCGCAUAUUGAUCAAUUGUUAAACCUCUUGUUUUUUGGAAAGCAAAGUCAGAUUUAGUGAGGAGGGAUAGUGUUAAAAAAAAAAAAAGAUCAUAGUUUGUGCCUUGGGUGCAAUCACAAGUAAA